Paraglomus brasilianum is the source of this 477-nucleotide messenger RNA. Lineage: Eukaryota; Fungi; Glomeromycota; Glomeromycetes; Paraglomerales; Paraglomeraceae. The record is from the annotation of a GenBank genome assembly.
AUGGGCCCAUGUCAGUACGCUGAUCCGGGCGUCGUCGUGCGAGGUCUUAGUCUAUGGGACAAAAAGUGCCGGCUCUGUAGACAUCAAAGGAUUAGUUGUACGGUUCCAUCGUCGUGCGCUUGGCAUCCUGAGGAAUCUAUAUAUUUUCAAAUAUUGAAGAAGGAGCGCUCAGAUAAUGAACAAGAGCAGAAUAAGCUCUUAAUAAAGGAGAACGUAGAUGACAUUAUUAGUCGAUGCAAGUGGAAACUUCUUGCAGCAAAGAGGAUAGAAUUGUGUAUAAAGCAGCGAGAAUGCUUCUGGAAAAAUACCAUUCAUCCCACUGAUCCACUAGCUUCUGGGGUGCUAGACCUGACAAAGUUGGGUGAUUCUCAUAUGGAUCAGUUGCAAGAGGACGUUGUCAAGUCGUUAACUGCCAGCAUCUUUGUAAAAGAAGUCAAUCUGCCGAAUAAGGCAGAACUGAAUCAGUACCAUGCCUGA